AUGUCCGAAGGUGUUGGUGUAGGCGUAACAAGGGACCGACUGCUGCAUGCACAUAAUGAUAUGCCACGCCAUGCCAAUGCCAUUGACUCGCCCGGCUGCUCGCUCGCAAAGGUGGUAUAUAUUAUUCAGUCUACGUAUUCCAUACGGCUAUUGAAACUUCAUUUUCGGCGAGCACCCCGGCAAUGGCGCAAAGCUAUGAAUGGAGACGCCACCAAAGCACUCUUCACGGCGACGCGCAUACCAGUCAAGCGUCAGUCGCCGCCAGGGAUACUCCACACACAUCCAAACUGCACGUGCUGGGGCCUUCUGCAUCCCUGCAUGAUUGGACUACUAGCCACUGUGCCUCGAGACUACGCAAUAAUCAGCAGCGUAAUGGCGAAGACGCCUGCUGACCUCCCCGUUGCAAACUCAGAAUCUCGAAAUAUCCCCUCCGAAACACGAAACACCUCGAAAAGUUGUAGCACGUGCUAUGGUGCCAAAUUGACCAAGGUACGAGCAUGGAUCUUACCAGUUCACGAGCUAGUACCUCGGUAUCAGCAGUCGAUACCGUACCUCCAAGACAUCGGCAACCACGCAGCGCAGCCAGACACCUUUGCACUGUUGCUUGCCACGAUUUCGUAUGUGGACCGAGAGUGGAUGGCAGGAUGCAUUUCUCACGAAGGAGAAUCCUUGACUUCUGAUAUCGCCCUUGUUGAGCUUCUGCCCUCAAUCACCGCACAGUCGCCCAACGCCUACACGUCUCUCAAGACUAGUGAUUUAGGUCCCCACUCACGCACUGUGGCUAGCCUGCUAGUGAACACAACCGUCACUGACAUUAAGGUAUCCCCUACUGAUCACUAA
Pseudocercospora fijiensis CIRAD86 is the source of this 840-nucleotide messenger RNA. RefSeq lists its product as uncharacterized. The coding region runs from base 1 to 840 and encodes 279 amino acids. The record is from RefSeq and is a predicted model, not a curated record. The transcript has 11 exons. Lineage: Eukaryota; Fungi; Ascomycota; Dothideomycetes; Mycosphaerellales; Mycosphaerellaceae.